GUUGCCAGUUACGACCCAGCCACCGUGACCCUUCAGGAAUAAAAAAUUUUCUCUCGUUUUCCCGAGAAAACUCAUGCUCGAUAUUCUUGAACUGAAACCGGUUUGCGUAUUCUGUCUUAAGCGUUCGAAAUCGAAUCGAUGAGGCCAAUUCAACUUCCUGAGCCGCCGAGCCCUACCGCACGGAGAGGAACUCCUGAUAUCUUCGAAUCUGGACUUCACACCUUCGUUCGACGCGCCGUCGUCAUCGGCAACGGUUUCCCCGCAUCGGAGAAUCAGAGCAUCGGAUUGGUUCGCGCCCUUGGCCUCUCAGAUAAGCACAUCUUAUAUCGGGUUACCAGGCCAAAGGGGGGAGUUAAUGAGUGGCUUCAAUGGCUUCCAGUCACUGUCCAUAAAAAAAUAUAUUAUAUAGUAAGAAUGAUUCGCGGUUAUUCUCAGCUUCUGUUGAAAUCUCAAGAAAAGAAGCAUGUUCCUUUACCUUCAGAAAAUGGUCUCAGUGCAGGCUUGUUGGCUGUCUUAGAAGCUGAUGUAAAGAAGAUAGUAAAUUUUGCUCGUGAAACUUACGAAAAGGAGGGCCCUUUGUUGGUGGUAGCAUGUGGAAGGGAUACCAUUUCUACUGCAAGUUCCAUAAAACGUUUAGCAUCUGAGAAUGUUUUUGUUGUUCAGAUACAACAUCCAAGAUUUCAUUUGAAUAGGUUUGACAUGGUGAUUACCCCUAAGCAUGAUUAUUAUCCAUUGACUCCAGAAGGACAGAAACAGGUUCCCCGGUUUCUUCAAAGUUGGAUAACUCCUCGUGAUCCUCCAGAAAGUCAUGUGGUGCUCACAACGGGGGCACUACAUCAAGUAGAUUUCACUUCAUUACGCAGUGCUGCUGUUACUUGGCAUGAUGAGUUUGCACAUGUUCCCAGACCCUUGCUCGUUGUCAACAUUGGAGGACCAACAAGCAACUGCCGAUAUGGUGUAGACCUUGCCAAGCAGUUAGCAGCCUCUUUGCUAAGCGUUCUUGUUAGUUGUGGGAGUGUUAGAAUAUCCUUUUCAGAGAGAACUCCACCAAAGGUGUCCAAUGUUAUAGUGAAAGAACUUGGGAAUAAUCCAAAAGUUUAUAUUUGGGACGGGCAAGGACCUAACCUGCACAUGGGCCAUCUAGCUUGGGCUGAUGCAUUUGUUGUCACUGCUGAUUCAGUCAGCAUGAUAAGUGAAGCUUGCACCACUGGGAAGCCUGUUUAUGUUGCGGGAGCCGAGCGGUGCAGAUGGAAGUUCACCGAAUUCCACAAAUCUUUGAGAGAGCUGGGGGUUGUUCGGCCUUUUACAGGUUCUGAGGAUAUAUCAGAAAGUUGGAGUUAUCCACCCCUUACAGGUACUGCGGAUGCUGCCAAACGGGUUCAUGAAGCGCUUGCUGCCCGAGGGUGGAAACUGAAGAUAUAGAAUGCAAUUUGAAGUUGACAUUAUACGUUUCCCGGUUUUGUUUAUUUGUCUAAAGGGGUAACCGUUUGUCGUUUUGACACGUAAUUUUCUUCCAUACCAUGAAUAGGAACAAAUGGUAUGCAUGUAAUCAUUUUCACCAUAGCAAUUUUUGAAUGUGAAUGUAAAGUGUAUGUUUUUGGCAUUUUAAAGAAUGCGGUGAACAAUCAUUGAGAAAAAAGAAUGAGGUGAAUAAAAAAGAUUGUAUUGAAAAUUUUCCU
Molecule: messenger RNA, 1679 nt
Organism: Abrus precatorius (Indian licorice)
Lineage: Eukaryota; Viridiplantae; Streptophyta; Magnoliopsida; Fabales; Fabaceae
Product: mitochondrial fission protein ELM1
Exons: 10
Coding region: 139-1422 (427 amino acids)
Biological process (GO): mitochondrial fission
Cellular component (GO): mitochondrial outer membrane
Source: RefSeq, a predicted model, not a curated record